This is a messenger RNA of Monodelphis domestica (gray short-tailed opossum), 4461 nucleotides long. It is a transcript of the gene CFAP20DC, whose product is annotated as CFAP20 domain containing. The record is from RefSeq and is a predicted model, not a curated record. Lineage: Eukaryota; Metazoa; Chordata; Mammalia; Didelphimorphia; Didelphidae.
AGAGCUGCCAGGCCUCUGGCUCGCCACUCGGAGCAAGAGGGUGGGCCUGCACGUGACAUCAUCCUUCGGCAUCGCCCUCGCCCCGCCCCUCGGCUCCCUGGGGCAGGGCGUUGGCGGGGCGGGGUCGCGGUCGCAGUCAGCGUCGCUGGGAGGAGGGAUCGUGGGGCGUGUCUCCACCCGGCCCUGCGCUGGCGGGCAUGCCCGUUGGUUUCCCAGGGCGCCUUGUGGUACGAGUCUUAACAGCCGCCCCGGUGACGCGGUUUCGCCCCCAAGAUCCCGGGGCGCGGCGGGAGGCCGGCCCGCCAUGCACCGGCGCGGAGGCCCGAGAGUAGCGCUCUGAGGCCCCAGCCCCGGCGGCCCUCCUUGCAGGGAUGUUCAAAAAUGAGUAUCAGGGGGGGCCAUUUGUUGAAAUCUUCAGUGCCCAAGGCAAAAAUCCUGGAGCAAAAUGGAAGAUCUUUGGCAGUCCAUCUGUAAUUUGGAAAGAGUUUGAUAAAGAAGUUAAAAGUUUUGUCUUUGUCCUUGAAGGCAGUAGCCAAACGAACAAAAUUCAGUUACCAAAGGAGAAUAAGCAAAUUCUUGGCCUGAUCCAGCGGUUUCUUGUACUUCAGAUUUACGUGCCCCUGGGACAAGACUUCUCUACUGAAUUGCUGAUAACUGAUUUAGGGAACAUUAAACGAAGACUGUAUUUAUCAACGGUCCAUAAGGAGCUAUCUGCAACCCCACUCCAUGCAAAAAUUCCACUUUUUAUGAUCAAGCGCAAAAUUUGGUGCAAUCUGUGCAUUGACUUGGUGGCCUUCACCAGCGACAUUUUCAAGGGAGCCGUUUUCCAGUCUUUGGAUGGAAUUAUUGUCUCUGCCAACUGCAAGCUCCGAAAGAUCUUCACCCUGAAGUCCAAGCCUCGAGACACGGCUGAUAGAGAUGAUAUCUAUGGUGCUCCCUUCACAGCAGAGGAGCCUACGGAGAUCAUUCCUCGAAGCUGCCAGUUAACUACGGAUGUUCCUCAAGUCACACAGCUGCUAAACAUGACCAAGCUGCGCCAAACGGAAAUGAAAUUUGGAGGGCAACCCUUAGCAUCCACAGAACCAGAUCAGUUUAUUAACAGAGGAUCAGGCACUGCAAGAAACAGUAAAAAUCAAGAUGUGUCUCACAUUGCAUUUGGAUCCAAGGUGCUUGGACCACCUCCUCCUUCUGGGAGAAAACACAGCAUGAGAACAUCUGCAGAGAAUGUAAGGUCCAGAAGUAGCAGAACUUGCCAGCAGCCUACAAUAGAAAAAGGUACUAACAAGUCCGAAGUCUCAAGCCUACAGUUCUAUGAGUCAGAAGAGCAAGGAGACAAAGAAAAUAUUCAUCUUGAAAAGCAAAUUACACCCUUUAAUGCUGAUCUCCAUAUUAUGCAUCCGCAUCCCCCUCAAGAACCAUCCGCAGAUAAGAAUAAUAGUAGACGGAGAUUACGGCUAAAAAGCACCAGCAAAGACAGAACAGAGACACCCAGUGGGAGCUCCUCAGGAAACAGUCGUAACGAAGAUAUGACCCCAGCCAAGCUGACCACUGUGUCCCAUCAAAGAAUCAACUGUCCAGUGACAUUAGAUGUCUCCAGUCAUCAGCACCAAUCUCCUCAUCAAAUAGAAUCAGAUGAGUGGGUAUUUCCUGAAAAUUACAGAGAUCAUUUUCAUUUGGACUCCAGUAAACAGUCCAUACCCCUGGAAGAUGAUUCCUGUAAUGAUUCUCACCAGUUGCCGGAAAACUGCAAAGAAAGUGAAAAUAGCAUUGAAGGAGAGGAAGCCCAGAGUGCUCCAAAUGAGAUCUUUACCUUUUCCUCGAGGCCAAGGUCUGUGCCCCACGGCAGGUGUCCGACUAUGUUUCCAGAAGUGCGCCCUUUUCUCCUGGAUCUGAAGGAGGAGGAUGACAUUGGGAAGAGGAGAGGAGCCCAACUGGAAGAUGACUUCUGUGGUGGCGACAGCAAUGAAGAGACUUGGAGGGCUUCUUACUUUCGAUGUGGUCCUAUUGUCUCUGAGGCUAACCAGAGUCUAUUCACCCAUGACACCCCAGGCCUUCCAGUUAGCCUCAGCACGUCAGGGUUAUGUGAGUUCACAGUUUCCUCAGAGCUGCUGUUAGAGAGGAUGAGGAGGAAGGCUGGAAGCAGGACACAUCAAGGAUAUGUAAAAAGUGCUUGUGUGGGGACAGCAGCCGCUGAGACCUGGAGCAAUGUUCAGAAGGACCUAGAGCCUACUCUGUGCCUCUCUCCCACUCUAAGAAGGCCUGAUUUGUUGAAGGAAACUCCCAGCAGCAGCACCAAGCUCAAAGACCUUCCAGUCUGCCACCAACUAACAGCACCAUUGAACGAAACCUCCCUCAAAGAAAUCCCAGUGGAAAAUGCAGGACCGAUCACUGACACACCUGAUUAUGACUGGACAAACUACCAGCCAAGCCAAAUGAGUGAAUCAGAGUUACAGAUGCUGGCCAGCAUGAGAAGGCAACAGAUUGAAGAACUGGAAGAUACCGGGGUCUCCCAUGGUCUCAGCGCGUCUCAGGUGGACAAUUGUAAUGUCAGUAUCAGUAGCAGCAGCGAUGAUACCACCACCUGGAACUCCUGCCUGCCUCCUCCUGUCAAUCAAGGUCGCCAUUAUCAGAAAGAAAUGGAUCCUCCUUCUCCUUCGAACCCUCGCCAUCGAUGGAAACAAACCUGCUCGAAUCUGUAGCUGAAGUCAACAGAAGGUGGUUGGACAUUGCAUGUGUAAAGCAGAUAGAUGGUGCUGAGACCAGAGGUGUUAGAAAUAACUUCAGACACUUUGGGAAAGAAGAAUUCCCAAAAUAAAUGGCCUUUGACAAGUUUGAGGCUUAAAAAGAAAAAAAUAAAACCUCAGCAAGCUCAUUGAUACUCUUCUAAGUACAUGAGCAUUUGGGCCAGAGGAAGAAUAAAGCCUUGUGAUGGCUUAUAACUGAUCAGCUUCAUUAUCUCUUAUUUGACGGAGAUUAAAUGUGAAUUAGCUGGAAUUUUGCAAGAGAGCGCACUGCCUUCCUCCAAGCCCUUCAUGCUAUUUAUUUGCCAAACUAAUAGACUUAUAAACAAAUGAAUCAAAGCAAUUAAGGUAGGGAAGGGCUUAAUAUUUUCUGUUAAAUUAGGUUAUAAAACAUUUUGGGGCUUUUUUUCGAUUGGCACCAUUUGUGUCAUCUCAGUAGUGAGCCACAAAAUCCUACAAUCUGGGCGUCUCUUCAACCCCAUGAUGAAAAGAAGGUCGAGCCUAAAAGAAAAUUACCACCCAGCUAUCAUUAGAAAAGAAUUGUCUGCCAACUGAAAUCUUAUCUUGCCCCCUUUUUAGUGCAAUUCAUCUUUAUACAGCCUAAUGAAAUGAUAUCUUCUUCUUCACUGCUAGAGGCUGAGAAAAACCUAUUCAUUAGCCACUAACGUUGGCAGAAAAUUCUAUUAUGUUUAGUGUUUGGACUCCAGGACUGGCGUAUUCUCUCCAUAUUUUAUCAUUGCCCUUUUUGUGACCUCUUUAACGAGGCUUGCUAAAACCUGAAAUUGCCUUUCUUCGCAAAGUACAAUUAAUUUACAUUAGAAGUCCAGAGGGGGAAAAAGUUUUUUUUUAUUAUUGCUGGAAUAAUGGAAGAAAUGGGACCAAGCAAGAACCCGAGUGGCAUUGUGUAAAUUUGCUUGUGAUGUUCCAAAUCUCAAUGCUGGCAAAAAGAAAGUUGCACCAAGGCAUACAGUAAAUGAAGAUAUUAUGUAUUAGGGAUGGAAUGAAUCUGUCACUUUGACGGAUUGCGUGGCAAAGAACAGAUUAACAGAUUACUCAUAGUCAGAAUGCAGCUCAGUGUGAAAAAUGUGCAGGAAAUGAUAAGUGUUGGUUUGUGCUGAUUUAAUGAUAUUUUUAAACUACAAUAACACUCUCAGAACGUAAUGUCAUAAAGCACUUGCCUUGCAUUUUUUAAUAAUCAACAUAUUGCCAGUUUGACCUUAAAAUAAUUUUGAUAUCUUCUUAAAAUACUUAGCUUUCCCAUCAGUAAACACAGCACUGCCUGAAAUACCAGAAACAAUGAUCUUACAGAAAGCUUUAUAAUCAGGAUCUUUUCUCCAGCUAGCCCUGAAAAUGCAGGUUUUAAUUCAUGGGUUUUGCAUAAUAAUGUCACAUUUUCUUCUUCAGAUAAUUAAAUUUUUUUUUCUACAGAAAUUGUGACCUUCCAUUUUGGAUUUACAUAAAACCCAAACCGUUUUCUCCGUAGCAGUCCUCUAUAAAUGCUGUUGAAUUAUCUUCACAUUUCCGGCAUACUUUGUAUAUUUGGAAAUAUUGCCGCAUCUAUAAGAAUGGUUCAUAUACUUGAAUUGGCAUCAUUAGAAUACAUGGACUAUUUGAGAAUGAAAUGACUGCUUUAUAUAAUAGGAAGAGUGGCAGGUUAGAUAAUUCUGGAUUCUCCUUAGCAUCUGACACCCGAUCUACAUUUGUAGGAGAGAAACAAGAU